This is a messenger RNA of Manduca sexta (tobacco hornworm), 797 nucleotides long. Its product is annotated as potassium voltage-gated channel protein Shaw-like. Gene Ontology annotation, biological process: protein homooligomerization; potassium ion transmembrane transport. Gene Ontology annotation, cellular component: neuronal cell body membrane; voltage-gated potassium channel complex; axon. The record is from RefSeq and is a predicted model, not a curated record. The transcript is spliced from 5 exons. Bases 444 to 797 code for a protein of 117 amino acids. Gene Ontology annotation, molecular function: protein binding; delayed rectifier potassium channel activity. NCBI's taxonomy places the organism in Eukaryota, Metazoa, Arthropoda, Insecta, Lepidoptera, Sphingidae.
UGGGCGCACGCAGCGCCGCCUGGCGGCACCACACAAAACAAAAAUAAUGUACGAAAAGCACACGCAGAAAUCUGUAACAGUGACGUCAUUGGAUACGAGUGCAUAAUAUUUUUGAUCAGUGUUAUUGGUGUUCUUUUUUCAAUUUUUUUUUUUUAUUUUUAUUUUUUUUGGUGUGGGCAUCGCAGUGCGGCAGUAAGGCGUAAGGCACCCAAUGAGGCUCUGCACCUCUGCUUCUCGACGCAGACAUUGCCUGGAGCACCCCCUGAGGGGCGCGUAUCCCAAAAAUAAUCACGAUUGAGUCCAUCAUCAGAGAUGUCCGCGGGCGGGCUGAUCGGCGCACUUGAAGACGAGUACAUAGAAGUGAUGUCGCGCCGGGGACAGAGUCGGUCGCCGUAGUUCAGCCCUGCGUUCUGUUCUGAGACGGGAGUCGGGUGGUUGCAAAUAUGAAUCUACUAAAUAUGGACGCGGAGAACCGCGUAGUACUGAACGUGGGCGGGAUCCGCCACGAGACGUACAAGGCGACCCUGAAGAAGAUCCCGGCGACGAGGCUGUCGCGGCUGACGGAGGCGCUCGCCAACUACGACCCGGUGCUGAACGAGUACUUCUUCGACCGGCACCCGGGCGUCUUCGCGCAGGUCCUCAACUACUACAGGACGGGUAAACUCCAUUACCCAACUGAUGUGUGCGGCCCGUUGUUCGAGGAGGAGCUAGAGUUCUGGGGGCUGGACGCGAACCAGGUGGAGCCGUGCUGCUGGAUGACGUAUACGCAGGUAAGACCAAAGAUCUUGGAUUUCUAG